AUGAUUAAAUCGCCAUUUUACAGUUUUAACAAAAAUUCGUUGUUGGUUCAGUGCCUCAAGGGAGCAUGCUUAUAUUACAUUCCCCAAGAUUUGGCAGUCAUCGGAGCUUUCUUAUAUUACCAGCAUAAAAAAAAUCAACUUACAAAUGGUAAGAGAAUACGCGUAAAAAACUGCAAUGAGUCAAUAGAUAAUUUUUUAGUUAGAAAAAAAUUAAACAGAGAUGAAGUAAAAAUACGAAAGGCAAGAAAUGUAUAUUCGAUAUCGUUCAUAUGA
Plasmodium malariae is the source of this 273-nucleotide messenger RNA. It is a transcript of the gene MPODD, whose product is annotated as protein MPODD, putative. The transcript is spliced from 2 exons. NCBI's taxonomy places the organism in Eukaryota, Apicomplexa, Aconoidasida, Haemosporida, Plasmodiidae. Bases 1 to 273 code for a protein of 90 amino acids. The record is from RefSeq and is a predicted model, not a curated record.